Metarhizium robertsii ARSEF 23 is the source of this 417-nucleotide messenger RNA. Its product is annotated as phosphotransferase. The record is from RefSeq and is a predicted model, not a curated record. The coding region runs from base 1 to 417 and encodes 138 amino acids. Lineage: Eukaryota; Fungi; Ascomycota; Sordariomycetes; Hypocreales; Clavicipitaceae. The transcript has a single exon.
AUGGGCAACGCAUGCCGUGUGAGUGGAGGAGCCUUCCAUCCUGCCAUAUGCACAAAAGCUCGUGAUGGCGCUGCCAACGGUUUGGACGGCUAUUAUGGCAACCGGUCCAUGUCAUCAUUCCCACGCGACAUGGCUGCUUCGUUCGAUCUCGUUGGUGUCAGACACAUCAAAGAAGCUUACCGUACGGAGCACACCUCGGAGUACUACUACAUUGUAUUCCGGCUCUUCCGCACAAACUCACCAUUUCUGCUGCACGACGCCUCUCGGAUGCACAGCGGUAAUCUCCCAGAAGAUGGCUUGCCCUGCCCGACCCCGGCCCUGGCCCUGGCCCUGGCCCCCGUCGCGGCUUGCAAACAGGAUUCCAUGUUCCCAAUUUGGAUCCCUCUUGGCGUCAGGCACUGCCAUCUGUUCGGAUAG